Molecule: messenger RNA, 11733 nt
Organism: Haplochromis burtoni (Burton's mouthbrooder)
Lineage: Eukaryota; Metazoa; Chordata; Actinopteri; Cichliformes; Cichlidae
Gene: syt19
Product: synaptotagmin XIX
Exons: 9
Coding region: 909-2177 (422 amino acids)
Biological process (GO): regulation of calcium ion-dependent exocytosis; calcium-ion regulated exocytosis; regulation of dopamine secretion
Cellular component (GO): axon; synapse
Molecular function (GO): calcium-dependent phospholipid binding; phosphatidylserine binding; SNARE binding
Source: RefSeq, a predicted model, not a curated record
UGUGACGUUUUAAGUUUCAGUGUAAGUUUCAUGAAGCAGUUCUUUGACUGGGUUUUAAAAAGUUGCAAAAUAAAAGCAAUGUUAAUUCUGAGAGUGACAAGGAAAUGAGAAAGCUUAGUCAUCAAGGUUUUCUUUCUCAUUUUUCUAAAAACACUUUACCUGUCUUAAGUGUUACUUGAUAGGCCAAUUUUUACAUACAUUUCCUUUUCCCAUUUGCAGGCCUUGCUGUCAGCAAGCAGUCCUGCAACAUAUUAGGUGACCAUUCAGCAAGACAAUUUCAAGGGAAGUGUUUUAAGACAAACAGGGCAUGAUCCUGGCUGACCUUUAAGCUGUUGAAAGUACGUUACCACUGUCAUUUUAUAACACCUGUAUCUGCAGCCAGCUUGGCCACAGAGAUGAUAAAGCAGAGCUGUAACUGAACAUGCAACUUAGAAAAUGCUUAUUUUCCAAGUUUCAAUAAUUCACUUCUGAAGUAUCUAACCUGAACAUUCAGUUAACAGGCCUGCAGAGGAAUCUUUAUGAAGAAGAGAGGUUGGGAUCAGGUCACACUGAGCUAAGCUCUCUGAAAAGUAAUUCGUAUCUAAUCAAACCAGUCUGCCCAGAAUGGUGUGUUGAUAGUCAUGUGUUUGGUGAAAGAGAGAGAGAGAGGGAGGGUGUGUGUCUGUGUGUGUGCGCGUGUGUGUGUCUGUGUGUGAGUGUGUGAGUGUAGAGUGACCAAAGUAGGAGCAACAGUUACAUGAUAAGGUACUAGUUUGAAUUUCUCUUUGCAGAGAAGUUCUUUUGUUUCUGUGGAGAUGUAAGUGCUCACACAAUGGAUUUAUAGCACAGGAAAAGGAAAGAAGAAAAAGGAGACCUCAGUUUUUAACUUAUCACAGAGGUACGUGCAGACCACAUGGCCGCAGAAAGCCAUGGUGACUCUUAUAGACUACCCAGCUCCUAUGGAGCUGUUUUCAAAAGCUGGAGAGCUGAGAAUGCCAUUUUCUGAUGUGGUCAAAUACUGCAUUCUGGGUAUCUCCAUCAUUCUCCUACUGCUGGCUCUGGGCAUCUUAGCCUGGCAGAUCUACAGAUUCUGCACAGAGAAAUACACUACAUACACCCAGCAAGAUGCAGGGCAUAAUGAUUUGCUGUAUUCAGACGAAGGGCCAACGACAACAGGAAACUACUCAGGAGCUCCAAGUACCAAACUGGAGGAUGUCAGCACAGAGGCCCACAGACUGAGUCGCUACCUGUCUCAGCCCUCGUUUCCCUCCUUAGCAUCCACCGAGGCAGCUGGAGACAAAGAAGAGCAGGCAACUAUUCAAAAGGUGGAUGGAUCAUUACGAUUCUCCGUCUACUAUGAUCAGAUGCAGUCACGUCUGGUGGUCACCGUGCUGCAGGUGGAGGGGCUUUUGGAACAGAGUGAGAGCCGAACCCUCCAACUAUUUGUUAAAAUACUGCUCAUGUGGGCUGGAUCAGAGGCUGUAGAAGUCGAGGGCUUUAAAGAUGAAGAGGGGGAAGGCUUGUCGCCUGUUCUGUGGACAGUACUGCAGGAGUGGCGUACUCGCAUUGUGAAAGGCAGCUGUAACCCUUUAUUUGGAGACCAGUUCAGCUGUGUUUUACAAGAGGAAAAGCUUCAUCACAUCAACCUAAGGAUGGAGGUAAGAGACUUUGAUAAAUUCUCCAGAAACACAGUGUUAGGAGAUGUGAGGGUUCCUUUAGGACAGCUCAACAUCUCCUACCCUCUGGAACUACAGGAGGAUCUAAAGAUACCCCAGAAGGAUCUUGUUGGAGAGGUGCUUUUGUCCCUGAAAUUUCUUCCCACGUCUCAGAGGCUGGAGGUUGGCCUGCUAAAGGUCAAAACUGUCCUUUCUGAGAUAUCCCCAAAUGCAGCCCUGUAUGCCAGGAUCAGCGUCCAGUGCAAUCAGUUCAAGCUAAAGUACCAGAAAAGCUCUACAGUGGCUCGGUGCCUGGUGACUGUUUUCAAUGAGGUCCUCUUGUUCUCCUUGCCAGAGGUUCAUCUGGAGCGGUGUAAAAUUUUGGUCUCUAUAUAUGAAACUCGCCCAACAAGCAAAUCAGCCAAACAGCUGAUCGGACAGCUGAGUGUGGGGAAGGAGAAGAGUUCAGAAGAUGAGCACUGGACUUUGAUGAUGCGCUCAGUACGUCAGCCAGUAGCAAAGUGGCAUGGCCUACUGAUCUGAAACACAGCAGAACCACCGCUAUCAUCAUGGAGUGUUGUAUUUGUAUGUUUUUACCCUGAAAGCAUGUGUAUCAGACUGUUCAGGCAUCUGCACUUGCUGAGGUAAAGACCAGACAUGCUUGUCCUCCUGAUCUCACAGUGACACAAAACUUUAUUACUCUCCGUACUUACUGCUACUCAACGGUAAACGUGAUGUUUGUAACAAUGCUCCACUUUCUCAAUGCCACACUAACAUUACUCUCAUUACUCAGUUUAUGAGAGGCAUUAUUGACGAACUGUUGGUUCAAAUGUUUAUUUUGGUUGCUAAAGCAGAAACUGUACUUGUUGCUAUCUACAUGUAAUUAGCGUGUACCUAGAUCAGUACGAGAGGACUCGAAAAAAUAAUGAAUGCCACAGUUAUGAUGAUUAGUUGCUUUUUUUUAUUUUUUAUACAAUGUGUAUCUUUUAAUCCACAAUUUAUUCUAUGAAAUGUAAUAUAUGAGACAUUAACUUCACAAGAUAGAAUGCAGUUGUUUAAAACUUCCUAUGAAUCCUUAAUAAAUUCCAUCAUUUGGUAACGGUCACAAUAAUGUUAUUGGAGUAUUAAGCCAUGAUUAACGUGAUAUCAUUUUUAGCAGAAUGGCAGUGCUGCGAUAAAAGAGUGUUCUGCAUAUCACUCUUUUUAUAUGAAGGGUCCAGCGCAACUGAAUAAUUUAAAUAAUAAGUGCUUAAAAGCACUAAAAUUACAAGUAUGUUGACUUUUUCUCCUGAUAAUCAACAUGUCCUCACCCUGCUCUGUGGCUAGAGUGCGCCAUUUUGUGCGCAUGUGUGAUAAAUUGAACACAAGCGGGCGACUGUGUGCGAAGACAAAGUGUGAGAAAUACUAAUUACAUUUACAGUUACAAUUUAAGUAUGAAAUAAAAACAUACAUUAAUGAAAAGUUUACAAAAUAGCAAAAUAAAGUGACUGGACAGAACAAAAUUAAAGUAAUUACCGCAAAUUUUAAAAAGAAUUAAAAAGUAUAGAAUAUGUACCUUUGAAAUAAGGUGAUUAAGUGGAAGUGACAAAGCCACACAUGGAAUAUCAGCACCAUCAUAAUUUCUUUGAAUUUUCCAGUUGACUAAUCCCAAUAAUUGAAGUUAUCAAAAAUGAAGAAUUUAAAAAAAACAAAAAAACAACAACAACUUUGAAUACAUGUUUUAAAAGACUUGCUUCUGCUUUUAAGUCUCCUUUUUUAGGCUGUCAGGCAGGAUGCUUUAUCAGCCAAUCCAUUAAUGAGAAAAGAAAAAGAAGCCAGAAAUGAGCUGAGCAUGAUUGGACAAAGGUUUAGGAAACCAGGGAGAAUAUCCACACAGCAAAGAGCAAAAACCCAUGGUCAGGUGAGUAAUCUACAGGUACAGUGUUGUAUUGCUUUUAUUUUAGCUAUGCCAGUCUCAUUCAGCUAGCAUGUGCUUCACGAACAGCAACGAUUAGUUUUGAAUCCUCAUUAUGAUUGUUAUGCAGAAAGCCAGGCUCUUUUUAAAAUGUGAUCCAAUGAGUAAAAUAAGCUCUUUGUUAAACAUUCUUCUCAAACUCAGUGUGUCACUUUUUUUCACUGCACACAUUCUGUAGCUGAAUUUGAAAUGGAUUAUGUGGGGUAUGUUUUUCAAGCUAGAGCACUGGAUUACAAAGAAAGCUUAAAAUACACAAGAAUGCAUUUUGAAUGAAGUUAUAAAUAUUACCUAUUUAUUUAUGUUCAUGUUGAUUAUUUAAGUGCAGGUUAUUGUGAUUGUUUUUUCCCUCCCAAACCACUGUCUCUAACUUCUUAUCUACAUUCACGAGUCCCUCUGGAGUAUCUUCGCUCUGAGUUGUUUGUGCUCAAAGUCCUAAGAUGUUAAUUGAGAUAUACUUCUAUGUAUUCAUGCCUAAAUUAAUAACUGAAUGCAGGAUACCUCAGUAAAGAUUCAUUAGCACUUAGAUUACCCGUGUGUCAUGUUUACUCUCUUGUUUAUUACUAUGAAAAUAUCACAGACAGGAAAUUGUGAUAAAAAAUAUUUUAUUGGAGUGUAUUUCACAUCAUAUUAUAUGAUUAGAAAUGCACAGUUCACACGUGUGCUUUACUCAGCUGCAUCUUUUCCCUGUAGAACAAAAGAAAACAGUACAUAUGGGUCAGUGUGUAUAAAAACGGAGCAUUCAGUGAAAACAAAUCAAAUUAUUGUCUGUAGCCAAUUUUAUGAAAUUCGAAGCAGAAUUGGGAUAUUUCUUCUUAUAACUUUGUGCAAAAUCUAAAGUGUGUGUACAUUUACCUUGCCAGAGUCGCGGCUCUUAGCUCUCAGCUUGUUGACCUGGGACUCGGCAAUAUCGGCACGUUCCUCGGCCUCCUCAAGCUCAUGCUGGAUCUUCCUGUACUUGGACAGAUGGACAUUGGCCUGCUCCUCCUGUAACAUUGUAAUAAGUCAAAAUUUCUUAGUGUCCAAAACGAUGACAGUUUGUUUGCACAAAACUAAAAUCUGACAUAGAGUUGAGGGGGGUUUUUUUCUGUGUGGUCCUUACCGCUUCCUCAGCCUGCCUCUUGUAGGCCUUCACCUUGAGCUGCAGCUUGUCAACCAGAUCCUGCAGCCUGUUAAUGUUCUUCUUGUCCUCCUCAGUCUAUAAAAGAAAACACAUUUUAAAAAUGUGAUCCACUGGUUGCUGGAAUAGGCUCCAGCCCCCCGCGACCCUGAUAAGGAUAAGUGGAACAGAAUGGGUGGAUGUAAAAUGUUAAUGUGCUUUACCUGAUAGGUGAGCUCCUUCACUCUCCUCUCAUAUUUACGGACACCCUUAACAGCAUCUGCACCACGCCUCUGCUCAGCUUCAACCUCAGCCUCCAGCUCACGCACCUUCAGAAAUUUGAGCAAACUUUUAAAAUCCAUGGUUUAUAUAUGUGUGUUUUCACACAUAUUUUUCAGCUGCACAUUCUUCUUACCCUGGACUCAAGUUUCUGGAGCUGUUUCUUGCCACCCUUCAUAGCCAGAUUCUCAGCCUCAUCCAGGCGGUGCUGCAGGUCCUUAACAGCAGCCUCAAGGUUCUUCUUCAUCCUCUCCAGGUGAGCGCUAGUGUCCUGCUCCUUCUUCAGCUCCUCAGCCAUCACAGCAGCCUAGAAAACAUGACCUCAAUUAACAGAGUGAUGAAGACAAAGCUGAGUUGUACCGUCGUAGUGGACAUGUGUAUAAACCUACAUCAGUGAUGGCCUUCUUGGCCUUCUCCUCUGCAUUUCUUGCUUCCUGAACAGUGUCAUCCACUUCACUCUGGAUCUGAACCAGGUCAGCCUCAAGCUUCUUCUUGGUAUUCAGAAGGCUUGUGUUCUAAGACAUGGAAAGUUUACAUUUUAGGAUGUUCAUUUUAAGUUUGUCUAAAGAAACAAUUAAAGUGUCUCUUCAAAAAUGUUCACCUGAGAGUGCAGCAGACCAACACGCUCACUGGCGUCCACCAGCUCCUGCUCAGCGAUUUUGCGGCUUCUCUCUGUCUGUUCCAGAGCAGCUCUAAGCUCCUCAAUUUCAGCUACCAUGAGACCGUUCCUGCGCUCCACCAUAGCAGCUUGUUCCUUGAGGUCAUCCUGAGACCUGACAGCAUCAUCCAGGUGCAAUUGUGCAUCCUAGUAAAAAAGAAUAUCAAAAUUAUAUUCACAUGAAUAAAAAAAUGUACUUACACAGAAUGUGUACAACAGCUAUGUGCUCUAUCAUACCUUCAGCUGUGCCUGGACAUUUCUCAGCUGUUUCUGGGACUCAGCAGCCUGGCGAUUAGCAUGGCUCAGCUGAAUCUCCAUCUCAUUCAGAUCACCCUCCAUCUUCUUCUUGAUUCUCAGGGCAUCAUUCCUGCUCCUGACCUCAGAAUCCAGAGUGCUCUGCAUGGAGUCAGUCACUCUCUGGCUGUUCCUCUUGAUCUGCUCAAUCUCUUCAUCUUUCUCUGCCAGCUUCCUGUCUACUUCACCUUUGACCUGGUUGAGCUCCAGCUGAACACGCAGGAUCUUAGACUCUUCAUGCUCCAGAGUUCCCUAAUCAUAUGAAAGAAUGAAUAUGAAAAGAUAUUCAUCUCUGCAUUUGUAGAUUUUACUUCUGUAUAACUGAAUAUUUAUUUUCAGAGGAGCUCCUCAGACAAAGAUUUACCUCAGCCUCUUCAAGAGCUGUCUGGAUCUCAGACUUCUCUGUCUCCACCUGCUUCUUGGCCUUCUCCAGCUCAUGAAUGCUCUUUCCAGUCUCACCAAUCUGUUCAGUCAGAUCGGAGAUCUCCUCUGCAGAGGCAUGUGUGAUAUUGUUUAGUCUUAAGACAUUAAAAAUGAACACACGUUACUUGCACAGCAUAGUAGAAACUCACGUUGCAGGUUCUUGUUUUCACGCUUCAUGGUCUCCAGCUGAUCCAAGGCUUCCUCAUAGGAGUUCUUCAUCUUGAACAGUUCAGUGCUGAGAGAACGAGCCUCCUUCUGAGCUCCUUCCACCUCUGCCUGACCCUCCUCAUACUUCUGUUUCCACUCUGCCAACACCUAUAUAUACAUUCGAUGCAGUUAUUCACCCAUACUAAGAGAAACCAUGAGUAUGUGUCUUGUUCAAGCAAAGUAAAUGAUGGUACCUUGUCAAAGUUCCUCUGCUUCUUGUCCAGGUUAGCGGCCAGGCCAUUAGCUCUCUCCACAUCAAUCAUGAGGUCCUCCACUUCACUCUGGAGCCUCUGUUUGGUCUUCUCCAGAGAAGCACACUUGGAGUUAACAGCCUCGAUCUGCUCCUCUGCCUCCUGAAGGCGCUGGGCCAGCUUUUUCCUUUAUGAAAAAACAUUGUUUCAGUAAAAGCUUAUUGUUUUACUUGUUUUUUGCUCACAUUCUUACUAACUAAAUACUCACUUGGCUUCCUCAAGCUCCUCAGUGCGCUGGAUAGCAUCAGUUUCAUAUUUGCUUCUCCACUGAGCCACCUCACUGUUGGCCUUGGACAUUGAACGCUGCAGCUCAGCCUUGGCCUCCUGCUCCUCUUCAAACUGUUCCCUCAGCAGGUCACAGUCGUGGCGAGCUGACUGCAGUGCAUGGGCAAGGGCAUUCUUGGCCUGGUGUAAGACACAUCAUUGCAUGAGCAAAAUGUCGGAAUUACCAACAAAAAACUAUACGCACUUUUACCAUUUAUGAUGGAUUCAAACUUGGGCCUUACAGCAUAGGGAUCACCUGCUCUGUCUGGUAAGCCAUACCAGCCUCCAUUGAAGUGUUUCUUACCUUAAUCUCCUCUUCAAUGUGUCUCUUCAGCUCCUCAAUCUGCUGUGUGAAGGCCUGUUUGCCUCUGGUCAGCUGAGAGACGAGAGCUUCUUUCUCUUCAAUCUGGCGGCUGAACUCACCUUGUGUAAAAAUAGUCAUCAAACUUUAGUUUGUGUUCAGUUUUUCUAUCGAAAACAGAAGAUCACUAUAAAGGACUAAGUUCGGAUCACUGCAUGUUGUCUUAUACAAACCAUUUUCCGUGAGCAGACGUGCUCUCUGUGCACCCAAAUCAUUGAUCUGACGGACAUUUUCAUCGUUUUUGGCCUUCAGUUCACUAAGUUGGUCCUCAAGAGUACGGCACAUCUUUUCAAGAUUUCCCUAGAGAGGGAGAAAAAGAUUCAUCAGUGACAAGAUUUUAUGUCAUCACUAUUUGCUGGUGAUUUAAGUAUUAAAAUAAAUGAAUUUUGUUGUUUACCUUUGCUUUAGCGACAGCUUCCAUGUUGCUGGACAGGUCGUCAAUCUCCAUCUUGUAUUCACUCUUUUCCUUCUCAAGCUUCUGCUUGACACGUUGGAGGUUGUCGAUCUGCUCUCCCAGCUCAGCAACGCUGUCAGCCUGCUUCUUGCGCAGAGCAGCAGCGGUGGCUUCAUGCUGCAGAGUAGACUCCUCCAGGUCACGACGGAGCUUCUGGAACUCAGCUUCACGCUUCUUGUUCAUCUCAAUCUGAGCAGCAGUUGCACCACCUGCUUCCUCCAGCCUUUCACUGAUCUCUUCAAGUUCCCUGGAGAGGUCAGCUCUCUGCUUCUCAACCUUGGCGCGAGCAGCACGUUCAGCCUCAAUCUCCUCCUCCAGCUCUUCAAUACGAGCCUGUUGGAUUAGAUGUGUGUCUCCUUUGAGUAAACUUUCAAAUUUAAAGUACAACGCAGAAAAUAUGUAUGGACUAUCAUUUGAUGUAACAUCAUGUAUCAUCUACCUGAAGCUCCUUGAUCUUCUUCUGAAGCUGGGCACCCAUUGACUGCUCAUCCUCAAUCUUGCUAAGGAGCUGACUGAUUUCAAAGUCUUUCCUGUGAAAAUAAUAAGUUGCAUAAUUAAUAAAUGUACAUAUUAUGUCCAAUCCUUAGAAGGAUGCUUGUCAUAAAGGGGGAAAAAAUGAAAGUACUUUUUCAGUUUCUCAUCAGACUGCUGCUUGUCAUUCUCAAGAUCCAUAAUGGAUUCCUGGGCUAGCUUCAGAUCACCCUCCAGCUUCCUCUUGGCUCUCUCAAGGUCCAUACGAAGCUUCUUCUCUUGUUCCAGAGAACCCUCAAGCUGCACAAUGACAUGACUUUGUUAUUCUCUUGUUCAAGAAGAGGUUUCUUUUCUCUCUGUUUUGCCAUCACCUGUGACAUUUUCAACUUACAUCAUCAACUUGCUGCUCAAGCUUGGUCUUGGACUUGGUCAGAGUGUUGACUUUGUCUUCCUCAGACUGGAGGUCAUCAAGAGUCUGCUGAUGAGCCUCCUGAAGAGCUUUCUUCUCCUUAGUCAGCUUAGCGAUGCUCUCAUCUUGAGAAGCCAUCUCUUCAGUCAGAUUCUUCACCUACAUUUGCAAUUACAGUGUUAUUAACAUGUGACUGUAUUGUUGUAUACAUGUUGUUUAAUCUGCUAGGUAUAAUCCAAAUGUCAAACCUUGUUCUCAGUGGCAUGUUUCUCCUUCUCUACUUUAGCCAAGGUAAGCUCCAGGUCAUCGAUAUCUUUCUUGAGCUCAGAGCAUUCAUCCUCCAGCUUUCUCUUCUUGCCAGUGAGCUCGGCAUUGAUUUCUUCUUCAUCCUCCAGUCUCUCAGUUACCUCUUUGAGUUUUGCCUCCAGCUGAAUCUUGCUCUUGAUAAGUCCCUCACAUCUCUCCUCAGCAUCUGAGAGAUUCUCUGAUUCCUAGUUUGCAUUGGAAGAACACACAUGAACACGUUAACAUUGUUAACAUUUUAUGGUAACAAAAUAAAAGGGCACAGCUUCUCUUGAUAUCUACUUACAGAUGCCACUUGGAGCUGCAGAUCGUUCUUCUCCUGCAGAAGGGACACCAUCUUCUCCUCUAGUUCCUUCUUCUUGGCCAGGGCAGCAGCCAGAUCUGUUUUCAUCUUCUCAUAAUUCUCCUUCAUCUGCUGCAGCUCCUUCUCAGUUUCAGCACUCUUGAGCAGAGGCUUGAUCUUGUAGUACACCUUCAUCCAUGGCCAGUGUUUGACAUUCAUGAAUGAGCGGAUGUUGUACUGGAUGGUGAAGAUGGACUCCCUGUGCACAAGAGAUUUCCAUUAUUGACAAAGUUAUUUUUCACUGUUUUUAUUCUGGCUCAUUGCUCUUAAUUGCUGUGUUCAACAUACCUCCUCUCCGUCAUUUUGACAUACUCCUUUCUCAUGAGGAAACCACGGCAGACAGCCUGAGUCAUGGUGACCAGAGCUGCCAACUUUUCAUCUCUCAUCUCCUCAAGGGUACCCAGGAGACCAGCCUUGAAGAACACCUAAAUGAUCACAAGAGAGAAUUAUAUUAUAGUAAGCGUUCAAUUAGAAAUGAUUCAGAAAGUAAAUGUAAAUCUACAUCAGGUUUGGGGAAUUUUAUGAACGUACACAGUGAAAGGCUUGCUAAACUAAUGACAUGCUAUUUGAGAAACCUUGUGCCUCCUGUGUAGACACGUCUGCAUUACAUAUGGGAGUUGGUUUAUUGUCUACCAUACAAUAUCUCAUGUGUGCACAAAGUAGCAUAAUUUAUGUCAAAUGAGCCACAUAAAAUAAUAAGAAUUUUUAAAACAAAAAAGAAAACAUAACGAUAAAUGUGUCAAAUAGUUGAUUAAAUGUACUUUGAGAAAAAAUAGGAAAAUUUUGAUUUGAUCUUCAUGUGUAACUAUGAUAAUAAAUUCAGGGCUAUUGAAAUUUGGGGAUGGAAACUUGUUGAUGUUUUACUUGAGCUUCUUUUCAGUUUUCAUCCAGUUCACUGACCUUACUUCCUUCAGUUUUGUCCAAAAGUAAUUGUUUUAAGCAGACAGAUUUUUAAAAAUUAAAAAAGUAAUUUUAUAUUCAUGCAUGGAUCUAUAGUAAUUCAAUCAGGUUGUUUACCUUAGUGUGUCCAAAUCUGUACUGGUCGUGAUCAACAUCAAUUGAUCCAAGCAGUUUCUCUGCAGCCUUCUUGUUGUCAAUGAACUGGCCCUCAGGGAUGACGCUGGCAUUCAGUACCUUGUAUCUUUUGUGAGAGAGUGAUUUGUCAGUGUCAGCAUUUUCUUAUCAUAUUUUGAAUCAAAAGUCCACGAGGAUAUUAAUUGCACCUCUGUUUGAAGUCACCAUAGAGGAUUCUGCUGGGGAAACCUUUUCUGCAGAUUCUGAUACCCUCCAGCACACCGUUACACCUGAGCUGGUGGAUGACCAAGAAGUUCUCCAUCAGACCUGUAGAACAAAAAUGUUUGAGUUCAUACUGUGAACAAACACUAAUUUGCUGUUUUCUAAUCCAAACCUGUGCAUGUAGGCACACAAAUUAUGUUGGGUUACCUGGAGUCUUUGACUCGUUAGGGAUCAGGCAACGCACAAAGUGAGGAUGGGUGCUUCUCAGGUUUGUCAUUAGCUUGCCCAAGUUCUCCUGUAGGUACACAAAAGUACAUUUUUGUCAUGAAAAGUAAAAAUAAAAAAUGUAUUAUUUUACAUUUAAUUUACUUCUCAAACCUUACCCUGAACUGUGAAGACACAGUCUGCAUGGAGCCACCCUUCUUCUUGCCACCCUUCUUGCCAGUCUCUGUUUUUUGUUUGUGAAUUGUAAUUAAAAACAUUGUGAGACUCGUAAUACCAAACAAAACUUAAUAACAUGUAGAAUAUGGAAAAUGUAUGUUUUCAGUUACAUCAUACCUUCAACUACAGGUGGAUACAGAAGACUCAGCAGUUUAACUGAGGACUUCUGGUAAAGUUGCAGCACAGACUCAUUCAGUGGGUCCUUGUUCUUAUCCAGCCAGCCACCGAUGUUGUAGUCCACAGUGCCAGCAUAGUGCACCAGGGAGAAGUGGGCCUCAGCCUUGCCCUUGGCAGGUUUUGGCUUCUCAAAUGCUUUGCACUUGCCAAGAUGCUGGUCAUAUAGUUUGUUCUUGAAGGAUGUGUCAGUUGCCUUGGGGAACAUGCACUCCUCUUCAAGGAUGGAGAAGAUGCCCAUGGGCUUGAUGAAGGUAAAGAAAAGAGAUAUGUCACCAAGUGGCACUUUUCCUCUAUUAUAACAAAACUGACAUAAAAAAGAUAUAAGAUUCAAACAUGAACUUGAAGUAUACCUUUUCAAUAAGCUCAAUGCAGGCAGCCAAGUCCAUGCCAAAGUCAAUGAACUCCCAGAUAAUACCCUCCUUCUUGUACUCCUCUUGCUCCAGGACGAACAUGUGGUGGUUGAAAAACUGUUGCAGUU